UUGGUGGGGUGAUGGGAGCGACGGGUCCCGCCUCCUCUCGCGGCUCUUAGUGCCGGGGAGGCCUGGGCUCGCCUGGCUGGGCCUGUGUCUCGUCGCCGGGCGUCCGGCUCUUGGCAGCGCGGGGCCAUGGCGCAGCGGAGAGCGGCGGAGCGGGGCCCCGGCGAGCUGGCGAGCGCCCGGCCCCAGCAGCAGCGCAUCGAAGGAAAGGCCCAUAUAGAAGGUGGAUCAGCACGAAUGUCACUCCUCAUAUUAGUGUCCAUCUUUCUAUCUGCUGCUUCGAUUAUGUUUUUAGUAUAUAAAUAUUUUCCACAGCUUAGUGAAGAAGAGAGAGAAUGUAUAAAGAUUCCCAGAGACAUGGAUGAUGCCAAGGCCUUAGGAAAAGUCCUCUCCAAAUACAAAGACACCUUCUACGUCCAAGUAUUAGUGGCUUAUUUUGCCACAUAUGUUUUCUUGCAAACAUUUGCUAUACCCGGCUCUAUAUUUCUCAGUAUCCUCUCAGGGUUUCUUUAUCCAUUCCCAUUAGCCUUAUUUCUUGUCUGUCUGUGUUCUGGACUUGGAGCCUCUUUCUGUUAUAUGCUUUCAUAUUUAGUUGGACGGCCAGUUGUGUACAAAUAUUUAACAGAGAAAGCAGUGAAAUGGUCAGAGCAGGUUGAACGACACAGAGAACACCUCAUUAACUACAUAAUAUUUUUGAGAAUAACGCCUUUUCUUCCUAAUUGGUUUAUCAAUAUAACAUCUCCUGUAAUAAAUGUACCACUGAAAGUAUUUUUCAUUGGUACUUUUCUAGGUGUUGCACCACCAUCUUUUGUAGCAAUUAAGGCAGGAACAACACUGUACCAGCUUACAACAGCAGGGGAAGCGGUUUCCUGGAACUCUGUAUUUGUUCUCAUGAUUCUAGCUAUUCUUUCUAUUCUGCCAGCAGUCUUCCAGAAGAAGCUUAAACAAAAGUUUGAAUAAAGAUCACAUUGGAUCUAAAUUUCCCAUAAUUCAUCUCAGGAUCAGCACUUCUGAUAUUUGUAUGUUUGUUUUUUUU
Molecule: messenger RNA, 1033 nt
Organism: Trachemys scripta elegans
Lineage: Eukaryota; Metazoa; Chordata; Testudines; Emydidae
Gene: TMEM41B
Product: transmembrane protein 41B
Exons: 7
Coding region: 127-957 (276 amino acids)
Cellular component (GO): endoplasmic reticulum membrane
Source: RefSeq, a predicted model, not a curated record